Messenger RNA from Purpureocillium takamizusanense, 1788 nucleotides. RefSeq lists its product as uncharacterized. Lineage: Eukaryota; Fungi; Ascomycota; Sordariomycetes; Hypocreales; Ophiocordycipitaceae. Bases 1 to 1788 code for a protein of 595 amino acids. The transcript is spliced from 6 exons. The record is from RefSeq and is a predicted model, not a curated record. Gene Ontology annotation, molecular function: dipeptidyl-peptidase activity.
AUGCCUCUCGCACUCAAGAAUCUCCAUGUGAUUGACGAGUCCGGCCCUUAUGUGCUGGAACGCGAUGUGGAUAUCCCGUUGAAACGGUCCACUCCCCAGACGAAAGACGAUCCUCUCCUCGUUCGCGCCAACGUAUAUCGUCCCAAGAAGGAGGGCCGCUUCCCCGUGCUCUGCACAUAUGGACCUUAUGGGAAGGACAUUCCUUACGAGCAGUUCCACGCCCAUUCCUUUGCGGAUGUGAACCCAAACCACAAGUCUAAGCAUUCUGCAUGGGAGACUCCCGAUCCGCUUUAUUGGACUUCAAACGACUAUGUUGUCGUUCGGGCUGAUGAGCGUGGGUCCGGCAACAGCCCGGGAAAGCUUGACUCUAUGAGUUCGGCCACGUGCGAUGGUUUUGUCGACGUGGUCGAGUGGGCGGCAGUGCAGCCCUGGAGCAAUGGAAAAGUUGGCCUCUUAGGUAUAAGCUACUACGCAGGAAGCCAGUGGCGUGUGGCGGCCCGGAAGCCGGCUGGCCUUGCCUGCAUUAUCCCCUGGGAAGGGAUGUCUGACUAUUAUCGUGACCGAGUCCGUCAUGGAGGUAUUCUUUCCAACGCCUUCAUCAAGUACUGGUAUGAUCGCCAGGUUGGGUCGAACCAGUAUGGACUUGGUGGAAGAACGGAGAGAAACUGGGGCACCGACAGUCUUGAGGGAGUUCUGUCCGCCGAGGAGCUUGCGGAGAAUCGGGCUGACCAAACCAUCGACACUGCGAAGUAUAAGUUCCGCAACGAGGAAUACUACAAGUCUCGCGACUACAACAUGGCUGAUAUUGAGGUUCCCGUUCUCAGCGUUGCCAAUUGGGGCGCCAUCCAUCUUCACCUGCGAGGCAACAUCUUCGGCUACCUCGGGAUUGGAUCGAAACUCAAGUAUCUUCGCUUCAUCACCGGUCGUCACGACCUUCCCUUCUAUUACGACGAGGAAGUAGCGGUGCAAAAAUCAUUCCUGGAUGCCUUCUUAAAGGGGGUUGAUCCGGAGGGCUGGUCGACACCAGGAAAGGUCCCACCCAUCAGCCUCUGUGUCCGCAGGGACAACCCGGGUUACAACAAUCCUCAGGCAGAGCGCGAUGCAUUUCCCCGCCGACCCGAGAUGGAGUGGCCUAUCGCGAGAACCGUCUAUACGGAUUUCAACUUCUGCAAGUCCUUGCAGCUCGAGAUGAGCUCGACGUCGGAGGUUGGGGACGGCCUUGUGACGUACACUGCGCCAAAGGGGGGCGUCACUUUCGUCUCGACGCCAUUCAAAACCGAGGCUGAAAUGACAGGGCAUCCCAUUGUGAGGUUGAGCAUCUCUGCUGAAGCGGAUGGGGAUAAAACGCCCUCAGAGAUGGACAUCUUUGCGACCCUCCGUCACAUCGAUGCCAAUGGUAAAGAAGUGUUUUACACCGGCGCCGUGGGCGAUCCCGUUCCGCUCGCUCGUGGCUGGCUCAGAGUCUCGCUGCGAGCCACGACCAAGAACCCGACUGAGAUGAGCAACAUUGUCCCCGAGCGCGAUUAUCUCUCCACCGACGUUCAGCCUGUGAACGUUGGCGAGGUCUACACCGUUGAUGUUGAGAUCUGGCCAACCAAUUGUGUCUUUUUGCCGGGCGACAAAGUGGCAAUCGAGAUCUCCAGCGGCGACUCGGAAGGUGUCAGCGUGUUUGAGCACAACCACCCUGAUGAUCGUGACCCUGAAAAGCUGGGGGGGAUCAACGCUAUCCAUAUUGGCAAGGAGUUCCAAAACUUUCUGCGCUUGCCCAUUAUUCCAGCAAAGGAGUAG